Coregonus sp. 'balchen' is the source of this 16777-nucleotide messenger RNA. Lineage: Eukaryota; Metazoa; Chordata; Actinopteri; Salmoniformes; Salmonidae. The record is from the annotation of a GenBank genome assembly.
UCCCAGGUGGUGAUGUGGAGGAGCUGAUGUCUACGAUGGCUAGCCUGGACCUGCACCUGCACGUACUGAUACCCCCAUUUCAACGUUGUCGUCGUUACCUCCCAACCCAACAGCCCAACCCCAGGAUCUGACCCUGUCUCCCCCUCACCUCCCCUGGGCUUCCUCCAGCCAGGCCUCCUGGCUCUACCCUGGGCCCAUCAUGGGAGGAUGCCUCUCCAAAAGCAAACCAGGUGACCACCUCCGCCAACCCCCUGUUUUCCUUCCCUCCUUCGAAAUCCUGGAAUAAUUGGCACUUGUUCUCCAGCUAUAUAGGCCCUGUGUAGCUCAAUUGGUAGAGCAUGGUGCUUGCAACGCCAGGGUUGUGGGUUCGAUUCCCACGGGGGGCCAGUAUGAAAAUGUAUGCACUCACUAACUGUAAGUCGCUCUGGAUAAGAGCGUCUGCUAAAUGACUAAAAUGUAAAAUGUAAAUGUAUAUAUAGGUCAUACAAACUCCUUUGUAGCAUGGCAUUUUGUGGAGGAAGAAUUGUUAUGCUCUCAAUUGCAUUGUCAAAUAUGAGUUUAAAAUGUAUGGUACAAUGUAAUAAUAAUCACUUUAUUUGUAUAGCUCUUUUCAAUACAAGUAACAACGUGCUUCACAUCAUAAAAUAAUGAAAUAAAAGUACAAACAAAGAAACAAAGACAGGAGGAAAGAGAAUGAAAAAAGAUAGCUAAUUAAAAUCCUACAUUGAAAUCCUACAUUUAAAAGCAUCUUUAUAAAAGUGUGUCUUCAGCAGGGAUUUAAAAAGAGGCCCUGAAUCUGUAAGCCUGAUCUCAUCUGGCAGACCAUUCCAAAGUCUAGGGGCCCUAAUAGCAAAUGUCCAGUCUCCUUUCAUUUUCAACCUAGACUUUGGAAUGGUCAACAGUGCCCUGCCAGAGGAUCUCAGGCUGAGUCCUGGCUUGUAAGGAGGUAAAAGAUCAGAGUAAUAGGAUGGGGCUAAAUAAAGCCUUAAAUGUGAUUAAUACAAUUUUAAAAUCUAUUAUCAAAGUGACUGGUAGACAGUGUAGAGAAUCCCAAAUAGGUGAUAUGGUUACAUUUUCUGGUGCGUGUUAAAUGCCGAGUUGCAGCAUUUUGAACUGUAGAUGAUGGAGUGAUUUCUGACUGAGACAUGUACACAAAGAGUUACAGUAAUCUAGGUGUGAGGAAAUAAAAGCAUGAAUAAUCUUCUCCAGAUCAGUGACUGAAAUAAAAAGACUUGACUUUAGCUAUAUUUCUUAGAUGAUAAAAGCAGGACUGGACAACCUUCUUUACAUGCAACUCGAGCUUCAGGUCAGGGUCAAAGAAGACACCAACGUUUCUGGCCGUAGGCUUUACAUUGGUGGACAAAUGAGCAAGGUUAUUUACAAUCUGGUUUCUAGCAAGGUGAGGGGCAAAUAAAACAACCUCUGAUUUCUUAUCAUUGAGCUGGAGAAUUUUGUCAGACAUCCAACAUUUGAUGUCAUUAAGACACUUAUGAAGGUAGCUACGCUAGCUGGGUCACUGGGUCUGAUUGGUAAAUAAAGCUGCAUAGCAGUGAAACAAUGUUAUGAUUGCGGAUGUAUGGCUGUUUAAAAGCAAACAUAUCGCUGUUUAAAUGCAGUCAGCUUGUUGAAGGGGGCAGUAAGCACUGAAAUCAAACACAUUACUUAUUUUUUUAAAUCUUUGACUUUCAAUAGUGCUUAGGGAAAGCGGUAAAGAAAUCACAAAAACAAAUUAAACAUAAUUUUCACAAAAACAACCACUGCAAUACCACACUAGGAGCUAGUAUGGAUAAAGUGUAGGGGAUAGGAAACUUGUCUCCAGUACUCUAGGGGAGCUUUUGAGGGUGGUGUGUUGGAACGGAUGCCCCUCACUGUGAAAAGACUAAUUAGUCUGAGUCUGUAGGAAACAAAUGGGCCCCUGAAUGGAACCUUGGACACAGCAGUGAUGAGCACCAGUAUAGUAAACUAAAUCAGAAACUGAACCAGACAAAAACAGAUUUUACACAAUGUGAGAUAAAUACAUGUUUCAAGAAUCUGUAAAAUACAAUAUCACACCAUCAGGGUAAAACUUUACAUUAGUGUCUUUAUAACUCUGUAGUUAUUCCUAUAAGUACAGAUGAACAUGUAUUGUAAUAACUCCUUUAUUUAUUGUUACACUGUACUUACACUGUACUUAGGGUUAAAAAAUAAAUCAUAAAGAGGAACAUUGAAGAUUAAGAUAAUUAUCCAAGUGUAUUGUCAUGAUCCUGCAAAUGUCUGAAAACGUGGGCUUAGUCGAAACAUUUCAGGACACUGAGUUUCUGCAGAGUCAGUGAAAAGCAGAUGUGUUAGUGGGAGCUGAGAUGUCAUACACUGGCCCUUCAAUUUGAUCCAUUCAAAUAUUUUAACAACAUAUUAUAAACAAAUAAUUGUUUCUAAGACUAGAAAGUCCAUCGGUGCCCAUUCAAAAAGAUUCAGCACAUGAUGUUUCUGAAUGAAAACAUUGUAGGAAGAUAAAGAAAGGGGGUGAGUGUGUGAGAGGGGGGGAUGAAGUGAUAGCAUGGCAAAGUGAUAGAAUGCAGUAUAAUCUCCCCUAUGUCGGAGUAUCUCUUCCUCCAAUGACAAGCAAGGGUAUGUUUCUCCUGAGGUGUACAAUUCACUCAGUUUCACUUUGAUGCAUUGGAGAAUCUCAGUGGAGAGAAAGGUCCCUUAACUAAGCAAAAACAACUCAUCCAAAAACAAAGCAGCUUGCAUUGCUAGAAGAAAAGGUUAUAUAUAGAACCGCAAAUCACACAUAUUUUUUUAGCAGUGUGUAUGAUGGUAAAAAUGACACUUUAUACAUGUUAUAUGCAGUACAAAAGUAGGAGCAGAUCGUUUGGCUUGGUAACACAGCUACACAGCAUGGGCAGAUAGCCAAAGACUCAGUUAAAGGUAACAUCGUUUGCAAAUCAUUGACAAAUAAACCCCUGUCCAGGAGAAGAUGAGUAGAGGACCAUAAUAUACACUUUCUAUAUGAUUUUAAUGAUGAUUAAACAAUUGAUCGUUGCUCAUGCACAUGAAUGGGCUAUGCCACUUACUUUAGAUUGAUUGAAUGAAAUAAUUAUUGAGUUCGUUAUUUAUUUAAUGUUAAAUUAUCAUGUUACUCUUCAUUGUAUUUAUAUACUGUAUAUCUCUUAUCAAAUACAUGUGGCAAUUACUGAACAUUAAAGAUACAUCUGAUGUUUAGGAGAGAUUCUGACUUCAUCAUGGAGCAUACAGUGAGGAAAAAAAGUAUUUGAUCCCCUGCUGAUUUUGUACGUUUGCCCACUGACAAAGACAUGAUCAGUCUAUCAUUUUAAUGGUAGGUUUAUUUGAACAGUAAGAGACAGAAUAACAACAAAGAAAUCCAGAAAAACGCAUGUCAAAAUUGUUAUAAAUUGAUUUGCAUUUUAAUGAGGGAAAUAAGUAUUUGACCCCUCUGCAAAACAUUACUUAGUACUUGGUGGCAAAACCCUUGUUGGCAAUCACAGAGGUCAGACGUUUCAUGUAGUUGGCCACCAGGUUUGCACACAUCUCAGGAGAGAUUUUGUCCCACUCCUCUUUGCAGAUCUUCUCCAAGUCAUUAAGGUUUCGAGGCUGACGUUUGGCAACUCGAACCUUCAGCUCCCUCCACAGAUUUUCUAUGGGAUUAAGGUCUGGAGACUGGCUAGGCCACUCCAGGACCUUAAUGUGCUUCUUCUUGAGCCACUCCUUUGUUACCUUGGCCGUGUGUUUUGGGUCAUUGUCAUGCUGGAAUACCCAUCCACGACCCAUUUUCAAUGCCCUGGCUGAGGGAAGGAGGUUCUCACCCAAGAUUUGACGGUACAUGGCCCCGUCCAUCGUCCCUUUGAUGCGGUGAAGUUGUCCUGUCCCCUUAGCAGAAAAACACCCCCAAAGCAUAAUAUUUCCACCUCCAUGUUUGACGGUGGGGAUGGUGUUCUUGGGGUCAUAGGCAGCAUUCCUCCUCCUCCAAACACGGCGAGUUGAGUUGAUGCCAAAGACCUCGAUUUUGGUCUCAUCUGACCACAACACUUUCACCCAGUUCUCCUCUGAAUCAUUCAGAUGUUCAUUGGAAAACUUCAGACGGGCCUGUAUAUGUGCUUUCUUGAGCAGGAAGACCUUGCGGGUGCCACAGGAUUUCAGUCCUUCAUGGCGUAGUGUGAUACCAAUUGUUUUCUUGGUGACUAUGGUCCCAGCUGCCUUGAGAUCAUUGACAAGAUCCUCCCGUGUAGUUCUGGGCUGAUUCCUCACCAUUCUCAUGAUCAUUGCAACUCCACGAGGUGAGAUCUUGCAUGGAGCCCCAGGCCGAGGGAGAUUGACAGUUCUUUUGUGUUUCUUCCAUUUGCAAAUAAUCGCACCAACUGUUGUCACCUUCUCACCAAGCUGCUUGGCGAUGGUCUUGUAGCCCAUUCCAGCCUUGUGUAGGUCUACAAUCUUGUCCCUGACAUCCUUGGAGAGCUCUUUGGUCUUGGCCAUGGUGGAGAGUUUGGAAUCUGAUUGAUUGAUUGCUUCUGUGGACAGGUGUCUUUUAUACAGGUAACAAGCUGAGAUUAGGAGCACUCCCUUUAAGAGUGUGCUCCUAAUCUCAGUUCGUUACCUGUAUAAAAGACACUUGGGAGCCAGAAAUCUUUCUGACUGAGAGGGGGUCAAAUACUUAUUUCCCUCAUUAAAAUGCAAAUCAAUUUAUAACAUUUUUGACAUGUGUUUUUCUGGAUUAUUUUGUUGUUAUUCUGUCUCUCACUGUUCAAAUAAACCUACCAUUAAAAUUAUAGACUGAUAAUUUCUUUGUCAGUGGGCAAACGUACAAAAUCAGCAGGGGAUCAAAUACUUUUUUCCCUCACUGUAUGGUAGAGUAUCAACUUAUGGAUUUAGAAUGGUCCCGAUCUGUGGAUGUGAUUUUAUGCUAUUAAAAUCUAAAGAAAGAUAAUCAACAAAAAACAUAUAUCUCUAUAGCAAAUCUAAUGCACAAAUUGUGAAUUCCUCUUACGUAAGAUUGUAGUUAAAUAUCUCUCAUAAAAGUAAAAAAAAAAGAUCCCAUAUGAGUCUGGGGAUGGAGUCUCUCCCUUUUCCUCUCCUGCGAUUGCAGUCUCUCAUGAUUUUCCAGUGAUUUUAAUUAAGACUUGCUCAGCAGGUGAAAAUUCCUGCCAGAUUACCAUGUAAGAACCGGAUGGUCAGCACAUUUUUCCAGCCGAAGAGAUAAAGCUGGCUGCAGUGAAAACGGGUUACACAACCAUUUCUUCAAAUGAAGAAAUACAAACCCAAGAGGCAACUUAUCAGAUGUCAUCAAAUGCCUCUGGGCGCCUCACAACAAAUAAACCCACACAUCCCCUUAGGCCUAUCCCUGCGUGUGUUAUUCAGGAAAAUAUAUAAUGCAUGGUGUAGUGAUCCUAAAUAUAUACUGUAUCUAAACAGUCAAAAUCAUGUUUUUCAUGAAAUUUGGAUGAUAUUUGGAUGAAACCAGAUCAAAGUAUAAUGACCAAUGUAUGAAAAAUGACUGUUGCUUCUACAUUGAUAAAGUUUGAUCAUAAAGUUACUAGUCCCCUCCCCCAUGUCAAACACUUGGAUUCAGGAGGCGAGAUUAUUAAGGGGAUAGGGUGACAUUACCCUAACUCACGUUUUAAUACACCAAUGGUAACAUGAUAUUCUCUUAACUAAUUUAAAUGAGUACUGCCUUUUAUCCAACAUCAGAGAAGGUGCAUUUGCAGAGGGGCAUGGUUUAUAUAGCUAGAUAGCUACUGUACUGGUGCCAAAAUGUGACUGUAGGGUGUCUGCAAAUAUAAUUAAAAGUUUACACUAUUCAUCUAUGGCAAAGAUACUUACUUAUAUGUUUCCUUUUUCAUCUGUGUCUGGUGUUCGCUAGUUACUGGCAAGCUAGGUCUUCAUCUGUGUCUGGUGUUCACUAGUUACUGGCUAGCUAGGUCUUCAUCUGUGUCUGGUGUUCACUAGUUACUGGCUAGCUAGGUCUUCAGCCAGCAUGGAACAAAACGUUGGAGGGAAGGGUCAUUCAAAACUCUGACGCAGUUGUCAUGUCAACGCAUACAUCAGUGCUGCUGUGAACCGAUCGUAACAGACAUGCCAAACUGGAGAUGUGUAUACAAAAAUUGACAUCAUUGAUGCAAUUACAAUGUUGUUUGAGUUGCUUUCUGUAUCACCAAAUUUGCCUGAGAUUAUUUUACUGCAACACUACUCACUGCAUCCAAAUUGCUUGCGUUUCAAAGAGCUGUCAGUCAAGGCGAGCUCAUAAAUAUAAGCUCUCCUCCCACUCAGCCUGUCUUUUCUAGUAGUACUUCCUGGUAGUUAGCUAUGAGAGAAAAAAUAAUUUGCCAAAAAUUUUGAGCAUUUCUAUUCCCCAAAGAUAUUAUGGGUGAUUCACUACAUGGCCAACAGGAUGUGGACACCCCUUCAAAUUAGUGGAUUCGGCUAUUUCAGCCACACCCAUUGCUGACAGGUGUAUAAAAUCGAGCACACAGCCAUGCAAUCUCCAUAGACAAACAUUGGCAGUAGAAUGGCCCAUACAGAAGAGCUCAAUGACUUUCAACGUGGCACCGUCAUAGGAUGCCACAUUUCCAACAAGUCAGUUCGUCAAACUUCUGCCCUGCUAGUGCUGCCCCGGUCAUCUGUAAGAGCUGUUAUUGUUAAGUGGAAACGUCUAGGAGCAACAACGGCUUAGCAGCGAAGUGGUAGGCCACACAAGCUCACAGAACAGGAUUGCUGAGUGCUGAAGCGCGUAGCGCGUAAAAACGUCUGCACUCGGUUGCAACACUCACUACCGAGUUCCAAACUGCCUCUGGAAGCAACUUCAGCACAAUAACUGUUCGUUCCAUGGCCGAGCAGCCGCACACAAGCCUAAGAUCACCAUGCGCAAUGCCAAGCAUCGGCUGGAGUAGUGUAUAGCUCGCCACCAUUGGACUCUGGAGCAGUGGAAAUGCGUUCUCUGGAGUGAUGAAUCACGCUUCACUAUCUGGCAGUCCGACUGACGAAUCUGGGUUUGGCGGAUGCCAGGAGAAUGCUACCUACCCCAAUGCAUAGUGCCAACUUUAAAGUUUGGUGGAGGAGGAAUAAUGGUCUGGGGCUGUUUUUCAUGGUUAGGACUAGGCCCCUUAGUUCCAGUGAAGGGAAAUCUUAACGCUACAGCAUACAAUGAAAUUCUAGAUGAUUCUGUGCUUCCAACUUUGUGGCAACAGUUUGGGGAAGGCCCUUUCCUGUUUCAGCAUGACAAUGCCCCCGUGCACAAAGCGAGGUCCAUACAGAAAUGGUUUGUCGAGAUCGGUGUAGAAGAACUUGACUGGCCUGCAUGGAGCCCUGACCUCAACCCCAUCGAACACCUUUGGGAUGAGUUGGAACACCAACUGCAGGCCAGUCCUAAUCGCCCAACACCAGUGUCCGACCUCACUAAUGCUCUUGUGGCUGAAUGGAAGCAAGUCCCCACAGCAAUGUUCCAACAUCUAGUGGAAAGCCUUCCCAGAUGAGUGGAGGCUGUUAUAGCAGCAAAGGGGGGGGGACCAACUCCAUCUUAAUGCUCAUGAUUUUGGAAUGAGAUGUUCGACGAGCAGGUGUCCACAUACAUUUGGCCAUGUAGUGUAUUUUAGUCACUCAAAAGGGUAUUUUACAUGGGAUUCAGAAUGAUUGUUCAGGACCUUUUUAAGGUUGUCACACAGCAAAAGUAUUUUCAUGGUCAAGUCAGUUUCAUUUGAUACAGAACCCUUCUCCAUGGGGAGUCUGCUGGGUAUGGUAAUCAAAGGAAAAAUUAAUAUGAAUAUCAGGGGCGGCUGGUGACUUAAAAGUUGAGGAGGAGGAGGAUGGGUGAAAAUGACGAACUGUACCGUAUGAUAAGAACAAAAACAAGUGACUGGGCGAAGAUCAACCUGAAAAGGCUGUCAUAUUUCUAAUGGUCUGUGUCCUGCAGUUGAGGUGAAAGUGGAGCUUACCCUCUUGGAGAAAGAAAAGGAAGCAGAUGUGAUGUCACCCAAUGGAAAGGCAAGCCCCUUCUCUGAAUGCAGGCCCAACGGAGCGCUGGGACACUGCUCCGACGAGGACGCCGCCGCCGCCCCCCUCAGGCUCUACAAACCCCGCGACUACGUGGAGGCCUCAGUGUGUCAUGUCAAGGAUAUGGAAAAUGGACAGUAAGGCCAAACAAAAGACAACAUAUACCAGGUCAAUCACCUGGAGUUUUUAUGGCUGCAACCAGUGCUUUUCCCCCUCACAUCUUUUCUCCCUUCCUGUGUGUGUGUGUGUGUGUGCUCUUAUCCCUGCAUAGGAUGCGAGAGGUUGAUUUGGGAAGUGGCAGAGCGCUGCUCAUCAAAGAACAUGGAGAGUUUUCUGCCAUUGGGCACAAGUGUCCACAUUAUGGGGCACCACUGGUCAAAGGUGAGUCCGGUUCUGCAUUGUGUUAGCUUUUUUGAUGGAAUAUUGGUGUGGUAUCUUUUUGCUCUCUUAUGUUAUAAACAAGCUCUGAGAUAGAUUGGUGUAUGAUACAGUGGGAUGUAUAUAUUUGUGUGUUGCAGGUGUCUUGUCCAAAGGGCACGUGCGUUGCCCCUGGCAUGGAGCUUGUUUCAACAUCGCUACGGGAGACAUUGAGGACUUUCCUGGACUGGACAGCUUGCCCACCUUCCAGGUGACCUUCCUCAUUCGAUUCACCAUGCAAUUCACAUUCCCUGCCUUCACAUACUGUCUCUAAGCAUCGUCAAAACCGUGUACACAUCGCUCAUGUCUGUUUGCUUCAGGUCCGAAUUGAAAAGGACAAGGUGAUCAUUCGCGCUAAUAAACAGGUAAAGAUAUUCUGGGACUAUCUAGAAUCUGUUGUUCUAAAUCAACUGAUCCCCCUUUGUUGACCUGGCAAACAUUUUCAUCUUCCAGGAUCUUCAGUCACAGAAGAGGUCAAAGGCCAUGGCCCGAUGUUCAGCAGUCAUUAACUCCAGCACUGGCUUCAGCUACAUCCUCAUCGUUGGAUCAGGUGAGUUGGCCAUUGAGCAUCUCCUUGCACUCACACCUCACACACCGCUGGUAAAUAGAAGUCUGUUCAAACUGUCGACUAGGACUGGAACCAUAUGUGUUUGGUUCAUUAUAGGUCCUGAGUAUUCCAAAAAAGGAUAGAUGAUAGCAGCUCCCAAACAUUACUGCAACAACAAUGUUUUUAGUUCAUGGUUAGGGUUGCAAAGCUACCGGUAAUUUACCAAAAUUACCGGAAUCUUCAGUAAUUUUGGUAAUUAACUGAAAAUCUAUGGCAAUCUAUUGUAACUUUGAUAAUUUAUACUUGAAUAACUUUUUUUAAAUGUAUUCACAUAGUAUUCAUUUAUUAUAUCUGUGUUAAUAUUGUCCAUGAGCUUCUAUUAGAUAGACCAUAUGGUUCAAUAGAAAAUAGCCUAAUUAAUGAAAAAAGCAUCAACAAUGGCAUUAUUUUCAAUUAACUCUGCAAUUCUUCCAACUAUUUACUUUUUUUCACAACUGCCACCAGUUUGACGCCAAAACAUUGACAACAAAUACAUAUUGACAUAGUAAAAUAAAUAAAAGUUUGUAAAACAAUAUAUAAAUGAUAUUUCAUGCUGAAACCCUCAAUAUAUAUUAAACACCAAUGGUACUCACUAAGUUGAUGGUUUAUAUUUAGGAUCAUGUUUUACAGCUUUGUCAUUCUGUUUUUUAUUUUAAAAUCAUCUUAUUAAAUUAUUUAAUUUACACUGAGUGUACAAAACAUUAAGACAUCAUUCCAUGACUGACCAGGUGAAUCCAGGUGACAGCUAUGAUCCCUUAUUGAUGAUCCACUUCAAUCAGUGUAGAUGAAGGGGAGGAGACAGGUUAAAGAAUGAUUUUUUAAGCCUUGAGACAAUUGAGACAUGGAUUGUGUAUGUGUGCCAUUCAGAGGGUGAAUGGGCAAGACAAAAUAUUUAAGUGCCUUUGAACGGGGUAUGGUAGUAGGUGCCAGGCGCACCGGUUUGAGUGUGUCAAGAACUGCAACACUGCUGGGGUUUUCACACUCAACAGUUUCCCAUGGGAAUCAAGAAUGGCCCACCACCCAAAGGACAUCUAGCGAACUUGACACAACUGUGGGAAACAUUGGAGUCAACAUGGGCCAGCAUCCCUGUGGAACGCUUGACACCUUGUAGAGUCCAUGCCCCGACGAAUUGAGGCUGUUCUGAGGGCAAAAGGGGGUGCAACUCUAUAUUAGGAAGGUGUUCCUAAUGUUUUGUGCACUCAGUGUAUUUUACAUGUGAUAAGGCCCCACAGAGGGCCAGAGAUUAUUACAGACACCUGUGAUAAUCUGAAGUACCCAAAAGGGCCACUAGAUGUCUUGUGAUAGAUUACAUAAAAUCCUUGAAAGAUAUCAAAAUUCUGGUAGUUUAUUGGUAAACGUAGAAAGUUUCCAGUAAUAUAUAUACACUGCACAAAAAAAUUAAGGGAACACUUAAACAAUACAAUGUAACUCCAAGUCAAUCACACUUCUGUGAAAUCAAACUGUCCACUUAGGAAGCAACACUGAUUGACAAUAAAUUUCACAUGCUGUUGUGCAAAUGGAAUAGACAACAGGUGGAAAUUAUAGGCAAUUAGCAAGACACCCCCAAUAAAGGACUGGUUUGCAGGUGGUGACCACAGACCACUUCUCAGUUCCUAUGCUUCCUGGCUGAUGUUUUGGUCACUUUUGAAUGCUGGCGGUGCUUUCACUCUAGUGGUAGCAUGAGACUGAGUCUACAACCCACACAAGUGGCUCAGGUAGUGCAGCUCAUCCAGGAUGGCACAUCAAUGCGAGCUGUGGCAAGAAGGUUUGCUGUGUCUGUCAGCGUAGUGUCCAGAGCAUGGAGGCGCUACCAGGAGACAGGCCAGUACAUCAGGAGAAGUGGAGGAGGCCGUAGGAGGGCAACAACCCAGCAGCAGGACUGCUACCUCCGCCUUUGUGCAAGGAGGAGCAGGAGGAGCACUGCCAGAGCCCUGCAAAAUGACCUCCAGCAGGCCACAAAUGUGCAUGUGUCUGCUCAAACGGUCAGAAACAGACUCCAUGAGGGUGGUAUGAGGGCCCGACGUCCACAGGUGGAGGUUGUGCUUGCAGCCCAACACCGUGCAGGACGUUUGCCAUUUGCCAGAGAACACCAAGAUUGGCAAAUUCGCCACUGGCGCCCUGUGCUCUUCACAGAUGAAAGCAGGUUCACACUGAGCACGUGACAGACGUGACAGAGUCUGGAGACGCUGUGGAGAACGUUCUGCUGCCUGCAACAUCCUCCAGCAUGACCGGUUUGGUGGUUGGUCAGUCAUGGUGUGGGGUGGCAUUUCUUUGGGGGGCCGCACAGCCCUCCAUGUGAUCGCCAGAGGUAGCCUGACUGCCAUUAGGUACCGAGAUAAGAUCCUCAGACCCAUUGUGAGACCAUAUGCUGGUGCGGUUGGCCCUGGGUUCCUCCUAAUGCAAGACAAUGCUAGACCUCAUGUGGCUGGAGUGUGUCAGCAGUUCCUGCAAGAGGAAGGCAUUGAUGCUAUGGACUGGCCCGUCCGUUCCCCAGACCUGAAUCCAAUUGAGCACAUCUGGGACAUCAUGUCUCGCUCCAUCCACCAACGCCACGUUGCACCACAGACUGUCCAGGAGUUGGCGGAUGCUUUAGUCCAGGUCUGGGUGGAGAUCCCUCAGGAGACCAUCCGCCACCUCAUCAGGAGCAUGCCCAGGCGUUGCAGGGAGGUCAAACAGGCACGUGGAGGCCACACACACUACUGAGCCUAAUUUUGAAUUGUUUUAAGGACAUUACAUCAAAGUUGGAUCAGCCUGUAGUGUGGUUUUCCACUUUCAUUUUGAGGGUGACUCCAAAUCCAGACCUCCAUGGGUUGAUUAAUUUGAUUUCCAUUGAUAAUUUUUGUGUGAUUUUGUUGUCAGCACAUUCAACUAUGUAAAGAAAAAAGUAUUUAAUAAGAUUAUUUCAUUCAUUCAGAUCUAGGAUGUGUUAUUUUAGUGUUCCCUUAAUUUUUUUGAGCAGUGUAUAUAUAUUUUCUUUACACAUUUUGACUGUAUGCUCUUUGUCAAAGUUUUGUUUACACCGCUCUAAGAUUGUGUCUGGUAUCCAAACUUAAUCCACGCUCCGAUUCACUAUUAUUGUUUCUGUCAAUAGUUAUGGUAAACAGAGCAUGUGUUCAGUUCGGAUAGCAAGGAUCUAAGAUCCUACUUAGAUGUUAAACUAGUGUCUUGUGUCUCCAGGUCCAGCAGGGCUGGUGUGCGCUGAGACGUUGAGACAGGAAGGCUUCACCGAUCGCAUUGUCAUGUGCACCAUGGACAAAUACCCACCCUAUGACAGGCCUAAACUGAGUAAGGUUUGUACAGAGAUCCAGAACACACCACAGAAACUAUACAAGGACUAUCCCCAUAAAGACUUAGUGUCCACAAGGGUUCUUUAAGUUGAGGAUUCUUCUGGAUAUAAACAUUAUUGAAAUUGCUGAUCGAAAGUCUACCAGUUAUGCCCUACUGUGUUUCAUAGCAGAUUAACAAUUCCAUCCAGAGAUUUCAUGCCUCAAAAUUCUUACCAUUUUGUUAUUGCAAGUAUUAACCCAUCCUGAACCCAUCUUUAGCCUGUAAUCUUGGGAAAAUAUUGGUCCUGGCUAAUGUAGACAUUUGGCCAUGAUCUCUAUGGGAAAACGGUUUGCUGACAUUGCGAUUUAAAUUGGGAUAACAUAUUAAUGUUGCAUUACCAUCAUAAAAGUGGCAUUUCUUCAAUGAAUUUCACCUAUAACAUUUCAACUUAACAAACGUCAACCUAUAAAGUCCAGCCUGUGGUGUACUGUGCUGUGGUGAGGUGAGGUGUAACUAACUGUCUCCCCCUCAGUCCUUAGAGAGCACAGCAGAGCAGCUCCGGCUACGCUCCAUAGACUUCCUCCAAGCCCACGACAUCGAGCUGCUCACGGAGAAGGAGGUGAGACCUGAAACACUGAUUAUAUAGGCUACAUUUGAAUCUACAACUGGGCCGUGUUAAGUAGGGAGUUUUGAAAGGGAGUGAAUCAUGGAUUUGCUACCUGAACAUCUUCCAAUAAGAAGAUUUUAGUUUUUCCGUUGCAAAACGUUUGGUUUGGUGUGCCCUUAUGAACACAUCCCCUUGGUGACACCCCAUGGUCUCUUUCUAACUGUGAUGUUUGGAUGUCAUAGGCUGUGGCAGUGGACGUCAAGACUAAGGCUGUGACUUUUCAAGACGGCUCUAGGAUGGAAUACAGGAAGCUUUUCAUUGCCACAGGAAGCAAGUGAGGAGUGACCGGAAAUAGUAUUUGGUUGAAUGCAAUAAAAUGGAAUUAAAUUCUAUUGUAGUUGAUAUAACCAGUUUUGACAUAACUCAUUGUUCUAUUGACACUGAUAUAACACUGUCCUUUGUCUUUUGUAAGACCCAAGCCAAUGAACUAUAAAGGCCAGGACGUUAGGAAUGUGUUUCACCUCAGGACCCCUGAAGAUGCUAAUAGCGUAGCCAGGCUGGCCAACAACAAGAAUGCUGUGAUUGUGGGAACAUCAUUUGUUGGUGAGAGAGAUGACAGACAUCCAGUAGAUGUAAAUUCACAUAUGUCAAUCUAUAUACCUUAUAAAGGGUUUAUGAAGGCUACAUUAAGCCUUAAAAGUUGUAUUUUGUGGAAUCUUUGUUUGGAAUGGUUGUAUUUAUAGUAGUACUGUAAUUGUAGCACUUCUAUCUGUGAAUGUGUGCAUGAGUAAUCAUCUGGGUUCUGCAUUAGGUAUGGAGGUGGCUGCUGCGCUCACUGACAAGGCCCACUCUGUCUCCAUCAUUGGGAUAGAAGCAGUCCCUUUCCGGAAAGCUCUGGGGGAGAAAGUAGGGAAAGCCAUAAUGAAGGUAGGGACCCACCCCUGGGAAAUCAGCCCUACUACCUCUAGAACACCUUCAUCAGCAUUUCUACACAGAGAAACGUAUACUCUAAAUGUGAAUCAUGUUCAAUGCACCAGGCACCACAAGGGAAUAUGUCUAGUAUAUUCUUAUAGGUGCUCAUGCACUUAUUUAGACAAUCAGGUAUAUAUUGCCCAUUAAUCCUGGUUUUUCAGGGGAGGGUAUACUGGAUGUAUCGCUGGUGUGUGUGUGUGUGUACAUAGUGUUAAUAAUCCAUUAUGAAGAGGGUAUUUAUAGAAAGAGUUGCCGCAUCACCGCCAAUUAACCAUUGGCAUUAGUAAUAGGCCUAUGUAUUUUUGUAUAUUUGUAGCUGAACACAAGUUAGGCUAAACUUAACAAAAGCUCAACUCUUUGAACACUUAACCCAGUGCUCUCUCUGUCUGUCUUACUUUUCAGCUGUUUGAGACGAACAGGGUGAAGUUCUACAUGUUGAAUGAGGUGUCGGAGAUGGUUGGCCAUCAUGGACAGGUAUUCCGAAAGUGAGAGAAACAGCAUGACAUAAUGCACAGUUGGCUCUCUCCUUCCUUCUCACUGUUGGCCAGUCAAGACCAUUUUCAGGCUUUGCCUAGAUUCUCUAACAUGCACACUUCCGUCAUGGAUUUCACUAUGGUGGAAACUCCCUCUGCGAAUGAUACACAAAUCCAUGAGAGGAAGUGUGCAAGUAUACACUUGGGGAGAAGAGGAGAAUGGGGACGCCGCCAUUAAACGCUGAUGAACGGGUGUGACUGACCAAAGUAGACCACAGAGUGCCAACAAACAAAGGAUAAGCAGCCCAGAUUACUACCAGUUACAACCUCCAUUUGGAGUGUGACUCAGUAAAAGAGACGUGUGCCAAUACUGGUUGUGCAAAAAAAAAAAAACUCCGUACUCAAGAACGAAAGUAGCAGAACUGAGGGUAAUCUAGUGGUAAUAUUAUGUGUGUGUGUUGCCUCACUGUUUUUGUCAAUGUUUUUUGUUUUAUGUUCCACAGUUGAAAGAGGUGGUUCUGAAGAGUGGGAAAGUACUAAGGGCGGAUGUGUGUGUUAUUGGCACAGGUGAGGCAGCUAGCUCAGAGACACAAACGCUCGGUCCGCAAUAGCCUCCACUUUAGCACACUCACUCAUUUCAGUGGUCGUGCAGGAGUGUAAUGUAGAGUUGAUCAAACUCAACCACUAAUGUUACUCUGAUUCCUGGUGGUGAAUUAAUGGUGGUCUAUCUAUGUCUCUUCACUCUGCAGGGUCUGGCCCAGCCACUGGAUUCCUGAAACAGAGUGGCGUUCACAUGGAUUCCAAGGGUUUUGUCCCCGUCAACAAGGUAGAAAAAACAAUGAUGAUGCACAACAAUUCUAAUAACACACAAAUACUUUGAAUGCACUCAUUUCAUUUCAAAUGCACUCAUUUUAUUCAAACAAAUAAUUUCAGUGCCACUCUAUUACAAUGAUGUACAAGUGUCACUGUAUCAUUUGUAGAACUAGAGCUGUGAGUUUUUCGUCAGUUAUCAUCUAAUUUGUCAGGUGGCUUGUCUACAAGUAAGAGAUCCUCCUGAUUUCCACAUUGGCUCCUGUAUUCUUCUGGAUAACCCUCUAACCCUCAGACAAUGCAGACUAACAUUGAUGGUGUCUAUGCCGGAGGAGACAUUGUGACGUUUCCUUUUCCGGGGCGCAGCAAUAAGAAGGUGAACAUCCCACACUGGCAAAUGGCCCAUGUGCACGGUAAGUGUUUAUUGUUGUGUUAAUAAAGUGUUAAAAUAAAAAAUGCAUCAUACGGGGAUGAUUUCUGUAUCUUGAAAACUUGAUUGCUGACAAGCAAAACAUUUUGGGACUAUGUCAACAAUGGACUAAUGAAACAAAUGCCAAAAUAUAGUUUUGGGGUGGAGUUUUCCUUUUAAGUGGGAGUUUUUACAUUUCCCCUAAAGGGUCAAACACUCAGCUGCGUAUCUGGGGCUGGAUUUGCAGUGGAUUGUUUUUUAUGGGACCUUUUCUAUUGGUUUGUGAUUGACAGGGAGAGUGGCAGCACUAGGCAUGAUGGGAAGACCCACGGAGAUCAAAACGGUGCCCUAUUUCUGGUCGGCCAUGUUUGGGAAAAGCCUACGCUAUGCAGGUAAACAGAGCCUCACUCCACAAGUAAUAUCAUUUAAUACCGUUAGGGUCAUUUAGCAGAUUUUAUCCAAAGCACAUGGCAGAACUGUCAAAAUUGACAGUGACACAUCUAUUUAGUAUAUGUGGCCUGUGCAUGUUUCAAAACCUCCACCAUGGUGUUGCCAGCACCAUGCUCAGUCUAACCCACUGAACCAUUGGAAACGUUUUUUACAUAGUUAUACAAGUUUUGUUUAUGUACUGUAUUCAUUGUUUGGGAAGUGUUAAAUUAGGACUGAAUAGGUGGAAAAAAUCUGCAAAUAGUGAGUUGGUAAGACUACUACCAAUGCUCUCCUCCAAAUGCCUCUGUUGAGAUUGUAGCUCAAGUACUGCCACCUAGCUGUGAGCUCAGACACUGCGGCUUUUCAGUCAUCAUAGGAUUUAGAAGGAUGCCAUCAUGAUAGGUGUGGUGGUGGUGUGGCACUCUUUUUACAGACCUAAAGUGUGUCUAUUCUGUUACCAAGGUUACGGGGAGGGCUUUGAUGAUGUCGUCAUCCAAGGGGACGUGGACGAACUAAAGUUUGUGGCAUUUUACACCAGGUAUGUGUCCAAACACUAUCUACUGAGAUGCUUUCAGCCAUCGGUCCAGGUUGUUUUGUAAAGUAAAUCCUCUCUUUUGUUUUUAUAUAAUCCAGUAGAGUUCAUCCUUACCACAGAAUGAACUCCAGUAAACCUAGUUUGUUGUCUAAAAGUUGUUUGGUGUAUCUCUCCCACCUAUAGGAGUGAGGAGGUGGUUGCCGUUGCCAGCAUGAACUAUGACCCCAUUGUAUCCCGUGUGGCAGAGGUCUUAGGGUCCGGAAAGACGAUUAGAAAGCGAGAUGUGGAGUAA